Mytilus trossulus (common blue mussel) is the source of this 1681-nucleotide messenger RNA. RefSeq lists its product as uncharacterized. The record is from RefSeq and is a predicted model, not a curated record. The transcript has a single exon. NCBI's taxonomy places the organism in Eukaryota, Metazoa, Mollusca, Bivalvia, Mytilida, Mytilidae. The coding region runs from base 264 to 1550 and encodes 428 amino acids.
CAAAAAGAAGCAUUCAAUACUUAUAAUUGCAUUUUUUCGCUAAGAUAAUGAAAUCGUUCAUUUCUUUAAAAACCAUGUGCACUUUUUUGUGAUAUCACGUGUCAUCAUGAGUAUUAAACUGCAUUGGGACAUAAAGGUGAAAUUUAGUAUGACGCACAAGCACUGUUAUCCAGUCAAAAUAGCAGAUUCUUCUGAAACAUAUGAGGAAUGUAAUUAUUUCUAUAUAUUUGCAGGAUUGCAUUUAAAGAUAGAAAUAUGUCUCCAUGAUGUGUGUGCGAGUUAUUGCGCGUAUUGUUCGUUUUAUAUACAAAAUCUUGUGGAUAGUUUUGCUGUCAAUUGCUUUGCUAAAUUUUUGUAUCGUAGUAAAGCAUCUGUAUAAUUCAAAUCAUACAAAUAGAGGAAUGGAAGACAGUACAAAUACGUGGUUUCUCGUCCUGUGUACAACAUUUGUGCCUACCGAAAGGCGAAAUAUCGUGUACAAUAACACCAUGAAUAACUGGAGAACACUAGGUUCUGAUAUAUUACCUGUGCUUUUUUUAAGUGAUGAAUACAAAAAUGUAAGAGAUACAUUUAUAAGAAACGGAUGGAAAGUUUUCCCGAUUGAGCAUUCUACAUUAGACGGAACGCCCAUUUUACGUAAUUUUUUAUCAGUCAUACAACGAAGUUUCAAAUCGAAGUACGUUGGUUAUGCAAAUGCUGAUAUUCUCUUCACAGCUGACUUAAAAAGCUCUCUUUAUUUGAUUGACAAGCAUAGACAAGUUAUUCCAGAUGAAAACGUUAUAUUCAUAUCAGGAUGUCGCUUUGACAUUGAAAAUAUUACAUCAAAAGAUAUUUCCACGUAUGACAAAAUACUACAGAUAAAAGAAGACUCUAAAAAGCACCCGCCCUCAGGACAAGAUUAUUUUAUUACAGAUUUCAAUUAUCCAUGGGGAGUGAUACCCGAUGUUGUUGUGGGGAAACACAAAAUUGACAACUGGUUAUUAAUAAAUGCCAUUGAAAAUAAUCAUACAGCCAUUGAUGCCUCGGUUUCAAUUACAGCAGUUCAUCAAACUGUUGACUUGGGUUCAUGGGAAAGUAGUAAAAUAAAUUCUAGUUCGAGUGACCAUUUGUACAACGAAAACCUUUUGCAGUCAGCAUUUGGUCCUAUUCAUUUCGCCAGUGGAAAUCUCGAUUGCUUGCCACUCUAUAUGACGUAUACUUACGGGGGAAAAGAUAGUGUGCUUAUAGAAAGAACUGUAUACCCUGUUUACUGUAUUAGACAGCAGGUUUUCAGAGAUUUGAUUGAAUUGGAAAGGAAAAAUGCAGAAUUGCAACGUAAAGAACGUGAAAUACGACUUCAAAGCAUGUUAACAAAGCCUAAAAUUAAGGCUACUAAACCAACAGUUCUAGUUAAACACAUUCAUAUCACACCAAAAGAUGGUGGAGGAAAUAAGGAACAAGUCGGACAACAAUUACAUGCACCAAAUCCUAGUUCUCGAUGUCAUCUUUGUUUUCAAGAAUUAAAUCAAUUACGAGACAUAAUAGAAAAUGUAUGUAAGCAAAACUACUAACAUGCUUCGGCGAAGAAAAUAAACGGAGAUGUAAAAAAAGAUUGUAUAUAAAACGUUUUAAGUAAUUUGCAAUGUAUAAAUAGCAUAUAUAGGACAUAAAGAUAUGCUCAUUUGUCUCUGCAAUAUGAUUC